AUGUCGGGUGUAGCUAAAACAGCAGUCUCGGUUGAGGAGGGUGGAAAUCAGUGCAGAAAACGUUCCCUACAUACGAACGAUCAGUGCAAUAAUAAAAGAUCGAAAUCAGACGAAAUGAGUGCCAACGAGAAGAAAUCCAAUUUCUCAAUGUUAACCUCAAACUCUAAUGGGACUGUGAUGAUGAUGGCUAAACCUGGAGCAUCAGCCAAAAAGCUGGUGAUAAAGAAUUUCAAAAGCAAACCGAAUCUUCCAGAAAAUUACCAAGAGACCACAUGGAGCAAAUUAAGAGAGGCCGUUAUAGCUAUCCAAACCUCAAAGGCUAUUGCCUACUCUUUAGAAGAAUUAUAUCAAGCAGUAGAAAAUAUGUGCAGUCACAAGAUGGCAUCGCAGUUGUAUGUAAACUUGACAAACCUAGUGGAAGCCCAUGUUAAAGCAAAUAUAGAACAAUUCCUAUCAGAAAGCAUGGAUCGGCAAGUGUUCCUUAAGCGCAUGGAUGAUUGCUGGCGUGCUCAUUGCCGCCAAAUGAUAAUGAUCCGUAGCAUCUUUCUUUAUCUUGAUCGUACAUACGUACUUCAAAAUCCUAGCAUACACUCAAUAUGGGACAUGGGUCUUGACCUAUUCCGGCACCAUAUAGCAAUGAACACUCUUGUUCAGACCAGAACUGUGGAUGGCCUAUUAUUACUAAUUGAGAAGGAGCGUGGUGGCGACGCAGUAGACAUUUCACUACUCAAGAGCCUACUGAGGAUGCUCUCUGACCUACAGAUUUACCAGGAUGCCUUUGAACAGAAGUUCCUGCUCGCGACUGAACGUCUGUACGCGGCGGAGGGCCAGCGGCUAAUGCGCGAGUUGCCCGUACCCCAAUACUUGGCGCACGUCGAGAAACGGCUGCGGGAAGAGAACGAACGACUGCUGCACUACCUCGACCACUCUACCAAAUGGCAGUUGAUUCACACUGUUGAGCGGCAGUUGCUCAGCGAACACUUGAGUGGUAUCCUGAGCAAGGGAUUAGAAGCGUUGAUGGACGGGCCGCGUUUAUCCGAUCUGAGCACCCUGUAUAGUUUGUUCAGCCGAGUCAAGGACGGACUCAACGAACUUUGCAACCAUUUCAACGCAUACAUCAAGAAAAAAGGUCGCACGAUAGUAAUAGAGCCAGAGCGGGACAAGAGUAUGGUAGCGGAAUUACUAGACUUCAAGGAACAACUCGACCACGUGGUCUCCGCCUGCUUCCAGCGGAAUGAGCGCUUCACGUACUCCGUGAGGGAAGCCUUCGAGCACUUCAUCAAUCAGCGCCAGAACAAACCCGCCGAGCUCAUUGCCAAAUUCGUCGACGUAAAACUGCGCGCUGGCAACAAGGAGGCCACAGAGGAGGAGCUAGAAAGACUACUGGAUAAAAUCAUGGUCCUUUUCCGAUUCAUACACGGAAAGGACGUUUUCGAAGCAUUCUAUAAAAAAGACUUGGCCAAAAGGCUAUUGGUCGGCAAGUCAGCUUCAGUGGACGCGGAGAAAUCGAUGCUGAGUAAAUUGAAGCAGGAAUGUGGAGGCGGAUUUACCUGCAAACUAGAAGGAAUGUUCAAAGAUAUGGAGCUGUCUAAGGAUAUCAAUAUAACUUACAAACAGCACCUCGCCGGGUCUGGCUCGACGGGCGCCGGCUCAGGGCUCGAGCUGUCCGUCCACGUGCUCACGUCCGGGUUCUGGCCCACAUACGCGGUGGCGGAGGCGCGGCUCCCGGGAGCCCUGGCGGCCCAUCAGGACCACUUUGCCAAGUUCUACCUCGCCAAGCACUCCGGCCGCAAGCUGCAGUGGCAGCACACGCUCGGACACUGCGUGCUGCGCGCGCACUUCGCACAGGGUAACAAAGAGUUACAGGUUUCACUAUUUCAAGCGCUAGUUCUACUACUGUUCAACGACGGCGACAACCUAUCAUUCGAGGAAAUUAAAGCCAACACGAACAUAGAGGCUGGUGAACUACGCCGCACGCUGCAAUCUCUAGCUUGUGGUAAAGCGCGCGUUCUAGGCAAAUGGCCGCGCGGUCGAGAAGUACAAGAUGCAGAUACAUUCGCCUUCAACAACGACUUCACCAAUAAACUGUUCCGCAUCAAGAUCAACCAAAUACAAAUGAAGGAGACGAGCGAGGAACAGAAGGCGACGGAGGAACGGGUGUUCCAGGACAGGCAGUACCAGAUCGACGCGGCCAUCGUUCGCGUCAUGAAGAUGCGAAAGGCGUUAUCUCACAACCUGCUCAUAUCCGAGCUAUACAACCAACUCAAGUUCCCCGUCAAGCCCGCCGACCUGAAGAAGCGCAUCGAGUCAUUGAUGGACCGCGACUACAUGGAGCGCGACCGCGAUAACCCCAACCAGUACAACUACGUGGCGUAA
Molecule: messenger RNA, 2376 nt
Organism: Chilo suppressalis (striped riceborer)
Lineage: Eukaryota; Metazoa; Arthropoda; Insecta; Lepidoptera; Crambidae
Source: the annotation of a GenBank genome assembly